Naegleria gruberi is the source of this 306-nucleotide messenger RNA. RefSeq lists its product as uncharacterized. The transcript has a single exon. The record is from RefSeq and is a predicted model, not a curated record. Lineage: Eukaryota; Heterolobosea; Eutetramitea; Acrasida; Naegleriidae. Bases 1 to 306 code for a protein of 101 amino acids.
AUGAAUGAAAUGAUUAAUCAAAUGGUGAGCUGUUUAGAUGAGUAUCAAGAUGUCUUUGCAUUGGGAGACUCUAUUGUGCAUCAUGAUGAUAAAACCAUUGUGCUCACCCAUAAAGAGAUAGCAAAGAUUUGUGAAUUAGGUGAGAAAACCUCUCAAAUCAUACAUGUUUGCUCAACCUACUUUGAAAAGUCAAUUACAAAGCACAACCAAGAUGAAAGAAAGCUAUUGUUUAAGAUAAUAUUUGAUGCAAUGGGUUGGAAAAUAAGCAAACACAAGAACAAACUCAGUAAAUACAGAGGUCUUUAG